GUGCUGAUUCCACAUGAUUUGUAUUUUAUACUAAUGUUAUCCGUUGUGUCUCGAAUUUCAGUUCAAAACUAAUUUAAUUUUGCAUCAAGCAAUUACUAUAAAACUUGAAAUUUAUUCAUUGGAAUUUAUUGGAAGAGAAAAUUAAAGGAACUUUUUUUUUAUAUAUCCAGUCUUAACCUCGAAUUUGACCGUUUUUAGUGUCGCUCAAAGUUUUCUGUUCGUCGUGUAUUGAAAUGGGGGAAACUUCGAACGAAACCAGGAAACAAUUCGGCAACCGCUAUCUGACUGAAGAUGACAAUGUUUUUAAACACAAUGCAUGGGACGAUGUAAAGUGGGAUGAAGAACAGGAGAAGCUUGCUCUUGAAAGUGUGCAAAAAAAUUCUGCAAUAGUAAUGCCGACGGAACAAGUUUCGAAAUAUAUAAACGAAGCGGACACCAAUUGGAAUGCAUUUUACAAUCUUCAUCAGAAUAAGUUUUUCAAGGACCGUCACUGGCUUUUUACUGAAUUUCCGGAGUUAAAAACUUCACAUAGUACCAGCGAAUCAUUUAAUAUUUUUGAAAUAGGCUGCGGCGUGGGAAAUACCAUCUUACCAAUACUCAAAUAUAACAAUGACGACAAUGUGCAGAUAUAUGGUUGUGAUUUUUCUCCUCGUGCCAUUGAGAUCCUACAAAAAAAUGAGAAUUUUGACUCAAAACGCUGCCAAGUUUUUGUAUUGGAUGCAACAAAUGAAAACUGGCAGGACAGUCUGCCGUUCGGCGAAAAUUCCAUUGAUAUCAUUGUCAUGAUUUUCGUAUUAUCUGCAAUAAAACCUGAAAGAAUGCAAACCGUCCUCGAAAAUUGUUUCAAGUACUUGAAACCCGGUACUGGUCAAGUGUUGUUCCGAGACUAUGGCCGAUAUGAUCUUGCUCAAUUACGGUUUAAAGCUGGCAAAUGUUUGCAGAAUAACUUUUAUGCUCGUGGCGAUGGCACACUAGUUUACUUCUUCGAUCAAGAUGAAAUUCGAAUGCGAUUCCUUAAUGCCGGAUUUGUUGAAGGGCAGAACAUAGUCGAUCGACGGUUGCAAGUGAAUCGAGGCAAGCAGCUAAAAAUGUACCGGGUGUGGAUUCAAGCGAAAUAUAGAAAACCAAAUGAGUGAGUUUAAAAAAGAUUCCAACUGAAGAUUCAUCAAUAAGAUACCGCCGAAAAGCCUAUAUUACAUUCAUACCUAAUUUUGUACAAAACUUUCUUCUACUUCAUUUGUCAAAUAAAACUUAAGGUAGGAAUGAGGAAAAAA
Molecule: messenger RNA, 1274 nt
Organism: Sitodiplosis mosellana (orange wheat blossom midge)
Lineage: Eukaryota; Metazoa; Arthropoda; Insecta; Diptera; Cecidomyiidae
Gene: Mettl2
Product: tRNA N(3)-methylcytidine methyltransferase Mettl2
Exons: 3
Coding region: 234-1136 (300 amino acids)
Molecular function (GO): tRNA (cytidine-N3)-methyltransferase activity
Source: RefSeq, a predicted model, not a curated record